UAUUCAAUAGAUUGACUGCCAAUGGUUCAGAAAACUCAAUUUUUCUUGGAAAAUUUGCCAGAAAAUCGUGAAAAAAUACGAAAAAUCUGAGAUUUUUCUAUGAAUCACAAAUCUUUCCGAAUCUAUGAAAUCAGUAAAGUGAAUUGCCCCUUGGAAAAAAUGUCAGCUGUUUUUGUUGCAAAAAAUUGUGGAAAAUUUGCAAUUGCGCGCGAGGAAUUCUGGUGAAAAAAAGGUGCCUACGUUGAAAAGGAUGGCGUGGUACACGGUGUCCGUGUGCAAAUGGACAUAUUUGGCUGUGUUUUUGGGGAAUUUUGCUGGGCUGUGCAUGGGGGGCGCUACCGACAUUGCCCUUGAUGCAAAAGCAACGCAAAAUCACAGAAUAGACAGCCUCAAUCUUCUCCUGUACACCUUCCUGCUGACCCUUACAGUUUUAACCAUCUGGCUGUUUAAACAUCGUCGUGUAAGCUGGCUCCACGAGACAGGACUCGCCGUCAUCUACGGGUUGAUUGUUGGAGCUAUCAUUCGCUAUGCCAGCACUACGACGUCCCUGGUGCAUGUGAAUGUGGAGCCAGAGGUGAAUACCAUGUACAAUGAAUCCCUCCCACCGGAUACGCUGUGGCUCAAAUUCCCCGGGAGGCUCAAUCAAUCAAAUCCAGAUGGUAAGAGUUUGCCAAACAAAACGUACGCCUAUACGUUCAGGGGGGCAGUUCAAGCGGAAGAGAAUGAGAUUGAUCUCAAGGCUACAUUCGAUCCAGAGAUUUUCUUCAAUAUUAUCCUCCCACCGAUUAUUUUUCAUGCCGGCUACAGCCUCAAAAGGAAAUACUUUUUCCGCAAUUUGGGAGCUAUUCUAACAUUCGCCAUCAUUGGGACAACCCUAUCGGCAUUCCUGAUUGGUGCUCUCAUGUACGGCUGUGUCCAACUAAUGCCGGAAAGGCUCCGUGCGAGCUUUGGUUUCCUCGACACACUAUACUUUGGGGCCCUUAUCAGUCCCACGGAUCCCCUGACAAUCCUUGCCAUCUUCCACGACAUGCAUGUGGACGUUAAUCUGUAUGCUCUAGUUUUCGGGGAGAGUGUCCUCAAUGAUGCCGUUGCCAUCGUCCUUAGCGGAGCGAUUCAGAACUACGGAGAGCAUUACUCAAGCACCGGUGGCUUUGAAACAGAUGCCUUCUUUAGAUCUCUCGGAGAUUUCUUCAGUAUCUUCAUGCUCUCUCUUCUGAUUGGCGCCUCAAUGGGGUGCUUUACAGCAUUGUUGACCAAAUUUACCCGUGUUCGAGAUUUUCCACUCUUGGAAUCGGCUCUCUUUGUUCUCAUGUCCUACAGUACGUUCCUCAUAGCGGAAGCUGCAGAGCUAACAGGUGUUGUUGCAGUUCUCUUCUGUGGCAUCUGUCAGGCUCACUAUACGUACAAUAAUUUAUCUGAGGAUUCAAGGAUACGAACUAAACAGAUUUUCGAGUUACUCAAUUUCCUCGCGGAGAAUUUCAUUUUCUCCUACAUUGGGGUAUCAAUGUUUACCUUCCCAAAGCAUCAUUUCGAUCCGUGGUUCAUCAUGAGUGGAUUUAUUUGUGCAGCAAUCGGUAGAGCUGUCAACAUCUAUCCAUUGUCCUUCUUGCUGAAUUUGGGUCGAAAGCCCAAAAUUGCCAUGAAUUUCCAGCAUAUGCUCUUCUUUGCUGGCCUUCGUGGAGCCAUGUCAUUUGCUCUGGCCAUCAGGAAUACCGUGUCAGAUGCAAGACAAGCCAUGUUGACCACCACGUCGCUCAUUGUAAUUGCCACGGUGAUUAUUCAAGGGGGUGCAUCGAAUUUCCUCCUCACAUGGCUGAAGAUUCCAUUUGGUGUGGAUGAUGAAACAGAGGCCCUCACCUAUCAGGGCGUAAGAAGCGAGACGGAAAGUGCAGGAGAUGCUGAAGGUGGUGGUGGAGGUGCUAUUGCUGGUACAAGUGCCACAGAUCACGGGAAGAAGAGUCAUGAGAAGGCAUUUUUAGCACGAAUUUGGGGCAAUUUUGAUACAAGGUACAUGAAGCCCCUCCUGACACAUUCGAGGCCAACACUGCUGGAGACCCUUCCCGUCUGUUGUGGACCCGUGGCGAGACUUCUCACAACCACCGAGCAAUUGACUCAGAAUGGCGUAACACGUCGUGCAGAUUCUGAUUCUGAUCUCUGCAUUGAGGAAGAUUCAAAUUAUCGCGGUCCAGGCGGAAGUGAUCCGCCAGCUAGACGAAAUUCAAUAAGUCGCGUAAGUAUUCGGCUCGUAUCUGAUGAGAGAAACUCAUUUCUAGCCAGUUACAAGACGAGAGAUUGAGUGGUGGAAUUGCAAUUGCUGGAGCCUAAUCAGAUGCAUCCAAUUAACCAUCUACACUUUUAGUCUAUCUGUGUGUAAUUUUCUUUCUACAUUUAUUCUAUGGAACAAAAUUAACUUUAUUUAAUUUUAGUGAAUUCACACUGGGAAAUUAAUUUUCUUAAUUUACAAAAAGAAGACACCUCGCAAUAAUUUAUUAUACUUUGUGUUUUUCUCUUUACUAUUUUUUGCAUGCCUUGCGACUCUUUAUUGCCAACGCCUUAUAAAUGGAAGAAUCCUAAUCAGACUAUUAAUGAAUUUCACUUCUUUAUGUGAAGAAAAUGCAAGAUGAUAAAAAAAAAACAAAUGAGUAUUCUUUCUUUUUAGUGAUCACUGACACCUUAUUAACAAAAAGUAACUUAUAUAGGUACUUAAUUAUACUAUUUAGUUUGCUAUGAAUUAACAUUUUUCUCUAUAUUAGUUUAACUUUGAAGCGCUUGCCCGGGGCUCCGGUUUUUGGGGCCGUGGAUCAAACUCAAUCAACCUAACCUCACAAUUCACUCCUGGUUUUCUUUCUUCUCAAAAUAACUCUCUCCACAAGUCCCUUCACUUUCUCCUCCUUCAAUCACUCCUACAAUUCACACUCUUCGCCUUCAAACCUUUUCCAACUCCUUUUUUCACUCCGAAUUCUCAAUUUUUCUCACCUCCAAUUCUUCACACGUGCAAUCCCACUCCUUAUCCACAUUCCAAUCCCCUCCUCUUCUUCUUCUUUUUCCCACCUAGAUCCUUCUCCUCGAUUUUCAAAUUCCCUUCGACCGUUAACGGUUUUCUUUUCUUUCCUUUCAUCAUCUCACCCACCACCCUCAACGCAUUUUAACAACCCCCUAUAAGUUGUUACAACUUGUGCAUCCAGGGACCAGUAUUUUUGUGUGGUGAUUUAAAAUGCCAUUUAGACUUUUAUUUUGUGGUAUUAUUUUAUUUUUAAUUUUUUAAUUUAAUAUAUUUUUUAGAUGCGACGACAACAACAAUCAUCAGCAUAAAUGAUUUUUCUUUCUUUUGAUUUUUUUUUAGUUUGUUGUACUCUUUUAGGGAUUUUUUUUUCGUUAAAUCUUUUUCUUGUUUUCUUAUUUUAUUUAAUAAUGAUUAAAAUUUCCUUUAAUGAUUUUCUUUUUUUAUUUACUAGAUAAAAAAAGAUAUAAACUUUUUUUUUUUAAAUAUUAAGGACAAAGUAUGAAUCUUUAAAAAAAUCACUAGUCAGAUGGUUUGUGAGGGAUAUUUUUUGCAAUUGUUUUUUUAUGUUGAUAAGAAUGUAAAAAGAAAAUAAAAAAAGUAUUGAAGAAGAAAUGAUCAUAUUAUAUUCCCAGUUUAUAUCAACUCGGUGUUUACGAUUUAAUGAAGAAAAUAAAUUAAACUAUGUAUAAUUUAUUUGCAACUUCUAGCUUUAGUUAGCUAACAAAACAAAAGGAUAAUGAAUUGAUAAAAAAAAUGUCAGUGAGACAGAAAAUCAAAUGUGAUAAGAAAAGAGUUUCUUUUAAAAUUUUUAAUUGUAAUUACAUUAUCAAUUUGCAUAUAGUGGGAAUAAUUAUAAUUUAAUUGCAAAGUCAAAAAGGUAUGUAAUAAAAAAAAAACAAUAAUAAUGUUUUGAUGAUUUAAACUGAGGCAAAGGACAAAGUGAAUGAACGAAAGUUACCUAGAAAAUACAAAGAUUUCUCUAUAGAAGAAUUACCGUUUAAUUUGAGGCUGUAUCACUUUUUAUUUAAGUUAGUUUUCGCGUAAUGUAAAUUUAUAAUAUAGAUAGCGUUUGCAAGUUGAUCAUCUAUUUAAUUGUAGCUAUUUAAUGUAACAAUUUCCAAUGGAGAAUUUUCAUUAAAUAAAAAUCUUUAAAAGUUGGAAAAA
Messenger RNA from Lutzomyia longipalpis, 4168 nucleotides. It is a transcript of the gene Nhe3, whose product is annotated as sodium/hydrogen exchanger 6. The record is from RefSeq and is a predicted model, not a curated record. Lineage: Eukaryota; Metazoa; Arthropoda; Insecta; Diptera; Psychodidae. Gene Ontology annotation, molecular function: sodium:proton antiporter activity. Bases 251 to 2296 code for a protein of 681 amino acids. Gene Ontology annotation, biological process: sodium ion transport; regulation of pH; proton transmembrane transport. The transcript has 9 exons. Gene Ontology annotation, cellular component: recycling endosome; membrane.